Diabrotica virgifera virgifera (western corn rootworm) is the source of this 6552-nucleotide messenger RNA. RefSeq names its product activating signal cointegrator 1 complex subunit 3. The record is from RefSeq and is a predicted model, not a curated record. The coding region runs from base 135 to 6452 and encodes 2105 amino acids. Gene Ontology annotation, molecular function: ATP binding; nucleic acid binding; ATP hydrolysis activity. Lineage: Eukaryota; Metazoa; Arthropoda; Insecta; Coleoptera; Chrysomelidae. The transcript is spliced from 26 exons.
GUUUUGACACUUCUUAACCUCAAAGAAUAAUAAUCAUAAGAGGAUUAUAGAAAACUAAACAUAUUGUGAUUUGUGAUAUUAUGUUACAUUGUGAAAUAGUUACAUCUUAUUUUGCAUUGACUUAAGUUUGUAUAAUGGUUGCACAUUCUGGAAAUGGUGAUGUAUCUCAAGCCUCUAACUUCUUUUCUGAUUAUCAUGGGGUGCAGCAGUUAAGGGAGUCUCCUAGUCAGUACACUGUAACAGAAUGUGAAUUUGAUAGACUCCAGAAUGUUUUUAAAUAUGCAGACAACAUCCAUACAGCCCAUGGUUUAGUAUACUUGAAAUACUUGCAGGAUGUUAUUAAAAAACAAGUCAUAUCCAAAAUACAGGAUGACAUUCCUGUAGAUAAUGUUGUUUAUGAAAAAGUUCUUCAGUUAGUUAGGGCAUAUAAGGAAAAUGGAGUGUUUAAUAAGAAUGUGUUUUCAAGAUUGUCGCAAAGUCAAUUGCAAAAUAUUGAAAAGGUACUGGAAAAAGUGACAGAGAGAUUACCAAAUAACUUUUUCAAAAGGGACAAACUUAAUAUUCUACAAAAAUACAAUGACAUAGAUAUAGAAAUACCCGUAAAAACAACAAAUAAAAUAUUUUACAUUCCUUUAAAAGAAGAAUUACCAGAACUUGACAAAACUCUUGAAAAAACUAAGAAAUCACAGAAAGACAACUUCUCACUUUUGUAUGUUAAGCCAAAAGAAACAGAACAAGAUAGAUUGAGUAAUGAGACUUAUCCAUUGGAAACAAUGUUUGAGUGUUAUGGACAGUCUAUUACAGGGUACGAUUACAGAGAUUUUAAAACCAUUGUUCAAACUGAAUUGAAUUCUUCCAAGAGUAAUGAUGAAGUAAUGGAAUAUUUUUUGGAAACAUUCGGAUAUGGUGCAAUUGACUUGUUAACAGAAAUAAUCAGGCACAGAAAUGGAAAAAUUGAUUACAGUUCUCAACAAUAUGAAGAAGAUAUAAUUAGGACUAGUAAAAAAGUCCCAGGUGCUAUGAUAGCAGGUCAAGUAACUGUACAGUCAGAAAAAGAGAGCCAACUUUCAAAGAAGUUGAGAAAAAUAGAGAAAAAAGAUAAAUCUAAGUAUGCUUCUUCAGAUUCAAGGCAAAGUGAAGUGGAUUAUGAAAUGACAAAUACUCCUAUAUUCAGAAAGGCAGCUAUACAGCCAAUGGAUGCAGAUGAGUAUCCACAUGUCCACGAUCAGUUGAAGAAUUCUAUGGUAACAACCAAGUACGAAGGAGUUUCAAUAACCCAACCGAAAAACGCAAUAAAAAAAGUUACCCCUGACUAUGCAGAAUUUACCAUACCAGGUGGAUCAAAAGGAGAUGUACCAGACAUGGAUCUGGUUAAAGUAUCUUCCCUGGAUUCGACAGGGCAGUUAGUCUUUAGGGAUAUAAAACAGUUUAAUAGGAUACAGUCUGAGGUGUUUCCUGUUGCGUAUCAUUCUAAUGAAAACAUGUUGGUUUGCGCACCUACUGGAGCUGGUAAAACAAAUAUUGCCCUUCUUAGUAUUGUUCAUCAGGUGAAAUGCCAUAUGGAAGGUAGUCUUAUCAAGAAAAAUGAUUUUAAGAUAAUUUACGUAUGUCCAAUGAAAGCGCUCGCUACCGAAAUGGUAGUGAACUUUUCCAAAAAAUUGGCGCCGAUUGGCGUCACAGUGAAAGAAUGUACAGGGGAUAUGCAGUUAACAAAAAAAGAAAUUGCCGAAACGCAAAUGUUGGUUACCACCCCCGAAAAGUGGGACGUCAUCACCAGAAAAGGAGCAGUGGACACAGAAGUUGUGGGUCUCGUCAAACUCCUCAUCAUCGACGAAGUUCAUCUCUUAAACGGUAGCAGAGGUCCAGUCAUAGAAGCACUGGUGGCCAGAACUUUAAGACAAGUGGUUAGUAGUCAAAGCAUGAUAAGAAUCGUUGCUUUAUCUGCCACUUUACCCGGCUAUCUAGACGUUGCCACAUUUUUAAAGGUCAAUCCAAGAUCCGGACUUUUCUUCUUUGAUAAUCGUUUUAGGUCUGUGCCUCUCACGACUUCAUUUAUUGGAUGUAAGAAGAAGAACGAGAAUGACAUUAUGGAUAACGUGUGCUAUGAGAAAGUGGUUCAGUUCGUCAGAGAAGGACAUCAGGCGAUGGUGUUCGUAACGUCCAGAAAUGCUACUGCGUCUGUAGCUAAGAAACUGAUCGAAAUAGCACAAGUUAAAGGUACUCUACCUUUAUUCGAGCCAGAGAAGUCGAUCAGGGGACAUAAGAGUGGAUACAAGAACGGAGAUUUGGGUUUUUUGGUACCUCAAGGAUUUGGCAUUCACCAUGCAGGAAUGGUAAGAUCCGACAGACUGGAGGUAGAAAGGCUUUUCCGUGACGGAGAACUUAAAGUGAUCAUUUGUACUACAACCCUGGCGUGGGGUGUAAAUUUACCUGCUCAUGCUGUUAUUAUAAGGGGUACCUUACACUACGACGCCACUAAAUCAACGUUUGUCGAUAUGGACAUGUUGGAUGUCCAGCAGAUCUUUGGUAGAGCUGGAAGACCUCAGUAUGACACCUCUGGACACGGAAUUAUCAUAACUUCAAUGGCGAAUAUGUCUAAAUAUAUGGGACUCAUGUUGUCACAGGUUCCUAUCGAAAGUCAGUUUUUGACAUGUGUUCCUGACAACUUAAAUGCAGAGAUUGUUCUGGGAACUGUUUCCAAUAUAAAGGAGGCUAUGGAAUGGUUGGCCAACACGUUUCUGUAUGUUCGCAUUAAGAAAAAUCCUCUAGUGUAUGGCCUGACCUACAACGAAAUAUGGGACGUCAACCAGUUCAAUCAGUUUCUGCAAACUCAACUAGAUACAGCCGCUAAAACUUUGGAAAAGUCGCAGAUGAUUCGUUUCGAUACCACUCUAGGUGAGUUAAGGCCAACCAACUUUGGAAGAAUCGCUAGUUUCUACUACAUAUCGUAUAAUACCAUGGAAAUGUUUUACCAAAAGUUCGAUAGGUACACAUCAGACCCAGCGUUGUUGCGGUUGAUAAGUGAAGCAUCGGAGUUUUCUCAAAUUCAAGUUAGGAUGGAUGAAAUACAAGAACUAGACCGACUACGAGAAUAUAAUGAGUAUGACUUAACUCUAGAUUUUUCUAACAAUGUAGACAAGGUUAUAAUCCUGAUUCAAGCCAAUAUUAGUAGAGCUCCAAUAUACGUGUCCUCUUUAAUAUCAGACACUCAAUUCAUCAUGCAGACGGUCACUCGACUUGCAAGAGCCCUCUUCGAAAUAGCCAAAGACAGAGAUUACGCUUCGCAAGUCUUAAAAACGCUGACGUUGGCUCAGAUGCUGGAGCAGCAAAUGUGGCAAGAUAUGCAUCCGCUAGUACAGUUCAAGGAAUUGAUUCCGCAUUUAAGCACGCAUCGUGCUACGGAAAUCCUCAACACACCAGUUUGGCAGAUGCGGGAAAUGUCAGAAAGGGACCUGGAAAAUGUAUUUCGCAGCAGACACGUCGGUAGCAGGGUUAAACAUUUUUGCCAAGUGUUUCCACAGGUUGAAGUCGAGUUCAUCGUCAAACCAAUUACAGAAGGUGUUAUAAGAAUUAAACUUUUGAUUUCGCCCAAGUUCAAAUGGGACCAUAGUGUCCACGGAACUGCCCAACACUUUUAUGCGUGGGUUGAAGACCCUCAACACGACAGUAUCUACCACAUGGAAUCAUUUGUAGUUACAAAGAGGAUGUGCAUGAGCGAGGAGCCGAUAGAACUGGUUUUCACGGUUCCUUUAACCAAACCACUGUCCUUGGAGUACUUCAUUCAUGUUACAAAUAGCCAAUUUCUACAUUGUGAAACGCUUCAAGUUCUACGCCUGGAAGAUUUAAAACUAUUUACCACCGAUUCUUUCCAAACCAAAAUUUUGGACGUUCAACCUCUACCAAAAACCGUUUUGCAAAACAAAUCCUACGAAGAUCUCUACCCUUUCACACAUUUCAACGCCGUGCAAAGUCAGGUGUUCCAUUCGUGCUAUUUUACCGACACACCUGUCAUACUAGGAGCUCCAACAGGAUCUGGAAAAACCAUCGUUGCCGAAUUGUGCAUUUUGAGGUUGUUUCGAAGAAAUCCAAACUUAAAGGUAGUCUAUAUUGCACCUUUAAAGGCUCUAGUACGAGAAAGAGUAAAAGAUUGGUCUGUAAAGUUCGAAAAGAUCAACAAGAAAGUGGUGGAAGUAACCGGUGAUAUAACUCCUCGGUCUGAAUUCAUAAGGUCCGCCAAUAUCAUCAUCACUACUCCCGAAAAGUGGGACGCCAUGAGCAGAAAUUGGACAGAGAAAGAUUUCGUUAAAGACGUAGGUCUAAUGGUGAUCGACGAAAUCCAUUUGUUGGGCGAAGAUAGAGGACCCGUACUGGAGGUGAUCGUUUCUAGGAUGAAUUAUAUUAAUAUGAAGACGAAGAAGUCUAUAAGGAUUGUCGGAUUGUCGACUGCUAUGGCGAAUCCUGGAGAUUUGGCUUACUGGCUAAAUGCAGACAGGAGAGGAAUCUUCAACUUCAGCUCAGCAGUACGACCAGUACCCUUGGAAAUCCACCUGCAAGGUUUCACAGCUAAACAUUUUUGCCCCAGAAUGGCGUCUAUGAAUAAGCCUUGCUAUCAAGCUAUUUGUCAAUAUGCAACUGAUAGUUCUGCUUUGAUAUUCGUAGCUUCGAGAAAACAAACCAGAAUAACCGGUUACGAAAUGAUGAAGUUUCUGCUGACAGAAAGUAAUCCACAGAAGUGGCUACAUUGUGAGCCAGCUGAAAUUGAAGAAGCUAGAUAUAGGUUAGUGGAUCAAGACUUGGCACAACUUCUUCAGUUCGGAAUCGGUAUUCAUCACGCAGCAUUGACCGACACUGACAGAAACAUUGUUGAGCAUUUGUACGUUAACAGAAAAAUACAAGUUCUGGUUGCAACAGCCACUCUAGCCUGGGGUGUUAAUUUUCCUGCAAGAUUAGUGGUCGUGAAAGGAACGGAAUACUUCGAUGGUGCUACCAAACGAUACGUGGACAUGCCUAUUACUGAUGUGAUACAAAUGGUGGGCAGAGCAGGUCGUCCACAAUUUGACACCACUGGAAUAGCCUGCGUAAUGGUCCAAGAGAAUAAGAAGAACUUCUACAGAAAAUUCCUCUUCGAACCUUUCCCAGUAGAAUCGAAUCUUCUCGAGUUCUUACCAGACCACGUCAACGCAGAAAUUUACAACGGAAACAUCACCAACAAAGCGCAGCUUAUCGAGUUCAUUCAGUCUACAUUUUUCUAUAGAAGGCUUUUGGCCAAUCCCUCUUAUUAUCAGAUGGACGCUAGUUCUACGCCAGAUCUAUACGUUGAUGAGCUGGCCGAGUCGGUCAUUGAAACGUUACAGAAACAUGAUUGUAUUGUUCAAGAAGAAGGGGAAAUGAGAUUAUUCUACGAAUCAACAAUUUUGGGACAUCUCGCAGCUCAGUACUAUCUCUCCUACAAAACCGUCCAUUUUUUGAGUGAAACCAUGCAACAAGACAGUUCAAUCGAAGAAAUGUUGGAGUUGAUAUGUCAAGUAGAAGAAUAUAAGUUGAUACCCGUGAGACACAAUGAGGAUAAUAUUAAUAAGGACCUGGUACGACAAAUUGACUUGAAAUCUUCAUUUGCAUAUGACUCUCCAGCUUUGAAAGUUUUGUUAAUGAUCAAAUACUACCUAUUGGGCCUUAAUUUACCAAACCAAGAGUAUGUGUUGGAUUUAAAAAAUGUUUUGGAUCAGAUUAUACGAAUUAUUCACGCUAUGAUGAAUUUAUCUGCAAGUAGAAAUUGGCGCGAUUGCACAAUAAGGCUAAUAUUCUUCUGCCAGAUGCUCAUACAAGGCUACACCAUAAACACUUCCAACGUCAUGAUGCUCCCUUACAUUAAUCACGAAAACUUUAGGGAUUUGAGAAGCCAGUUAUCAAAUCGAGGAGUUAAAAUUGAUAACUUCAAUGUACCUACAAUACGCAGCCUAUUGGCAAACGACAAAAAUCUUAAGUAUGCUCUUGAAGAUAUUUUAACCGGAAUGUUCGGAAACGCUUCAAGAGAGGUGAUGAAGACGUUGAACGACUUGCCUUUGUUGACCAUUAGAACAACCAUUAUUAACACCACGAAUAAAGAAACGGUUCCAUGUUUGAUGGAGGACAACUUUUACAACGUUAAAGUAAAUGCAAACGCUCAGUGUAUGUUCGAACUAACCGUCUCAAGACAAGGCUCCAGUAAAAUGAACGUCUACAGCAAGAAGUUCAAUAAACAGAAAGAAGAGUUUUGGUUUUUGAUCUUCAUCGAGGAAAACGAACUGACCUUCAGGAAAUUUUCUUUUUCGAAACAUCUGAAGAAAAUUGUUAUGCCAGUGCAGAUUCCAGAAAGAAGAGGGAUAUACAAUUAUAGGGUGAUGAUAAUGAGUGACUGUUAUAUCGGUCUGGAUCAAGUGGUAGACUACAGGGUGAGGGUGGAAAGCAAUUAAAUUUAAUUUAUUUGUGAUAUUUUAGCGAAUUUGAAAACCAUAGGUAUUUUAUUUAAUAUAUUAUUUGUAUAUAAUUUAUUUAUUAUAUAUCAUUAAUUAA